AUGGCAGAAAAUCCAUCGGACUCCAUCGAUAAUCAAAUUAAAAUAUCUGACAAUGAACCGUCAGCCAGUUUGCGAGAAUUUCGAGAAAUGGUUAACAUUGCACUCAAUUUAGAUUCCACUUCGACCGGAAAUGAUGAUAAUCUAUCCAUCGAUGAACAGGGCAUCAAUCAAGCUUUGUUAACGUUAGACGGUAGCAGCGAAAGCUCGUCCAUUCCUUCGAUAAGCACAACAACAACUGCUGUAUCAGUUGCUGAGUUACCCAGUGGAAUCACAGAUAGUUUAAAUGUUGCUGCUAAACAAUUGUCUCAUCUCUAUGAUAGCGUUGUUAGUACGACAACAACAGAACCCGGCGAAGAAUUAAAUGAAGGGGUGAAUUACAGAGAGCAAGGCAUAUCCGAUAGUUUUGUUGAAGUUUAUACCGAAGAGGAUGAAGAUGAAGUUCAAUCUUUAUCGGCAAUUCCCAAAACAACCACCGGUGGUAGUCAACCUCAGAAACGACACAUCAUGAUCAGUUAUAAUCGUUCGUCACGUGACACUUGUGAACGAAUCUAUCAGGGUCUUGUGAAUAAAAAUUACAAAGUUUGGAUGGAUUUAACCGAUAUGGCUGAUGAUAUUCUUGUUAGCAUGGCACGUGCAGUUGAGAAUUCUUAUAUUGUUCUACUUUGUAUCAAUCAACAGUACUAUGAGAGCGACUAUUGUCGAUUGGAAGCGGAGUAUGCAGCUGAAAACCGAAUUAAAUUUAUUCCAUGUUUAAUGGAAAAAUCCUUCCGUGCACAAAGCUGGUUGGGAAUCAUUAAAGGCUCAAAUUUCCACAUUGAUUUCUCUUCGCCGGAGGACUUCGAUGAAUCGUUCAAUGAAUUAGUCCGCCAAAUAACACAUGUAGAAAAGAAAUUGUCUAUGCAACCUCGCCGAACACCUGCACCAGGUUCAAUGGUCAAUCCAAUGAAAUUCGCCGCGACGUCUUCUGGACCUGCAGCAACAGCAGCAUCAAUAUCGGCAAAUGAUGUUAAUUCUCGUCGUUUUGAUGCCAUUAUCCGUGAAUACAAACAUGCCAUUAAGAAAAAAAGUCAUCAGUUGAAUCGUUUGAAGCGAAACGAGCUAGCAGACCUAAUUUCAAAGCUCCGUCAAGAAUUAUUCAUUGAAACAACUCAAGUCUUAACAGACAGUGAACGAUCCGAUGAAGAAGAUGAAAAACAGCACAAUGACGAUCACCUUCUUCAACAACUUCUGAGCCGUUCAUUAGAUCAAAAUGAGUUCCUACUCAGAUUAGUCGAUCGUUUGACAACACCGCAACCAAUGGAACAAACUAAUCUCCAGAAUUUGAAUAUGGAUGGCAUUUUCAAAGUUAUAUUAGCUAUCAUGGUUUUAUGGGCUUUAAACAUACUAUGUCAAAAAGAGUGA
Molecule: messenger RNA, 1401 nt
Organism: Adineta ricciae
Lineage: Eukaryota; Metazoa; Rotifera; Eurotatoria; Adinetida; Adinetidae
Source: the annotation of a GenBank genome assembly